CUUCAGCUAGCUCUUCUUACUUUCACUUUUCUAGACAGUUCUGAAUCCGCUCCUUGCAAAUACUCUGACAGUACUCUUUUUCUGUAUGUGCCGGUUAGUUACAGAGCUAAGGCCAAUUCAGAAAUGAAUUGUUGCUGUAUAGCAGAUAAGAACAGCCUCCUGCUCUGAGCCUACAAAGCAAGACCAGCAAGAUCCAGAAACAAAGUGUCCUGAGACUGUCAUCUAUGUGGGGAAAAUAACAGCCGGCGAGAAACACAGAAAAAGGAAAUCUAAAGAGGAGCUCCAGAGAGAGAGAAUGAAGCUCACUCGAGCCGCCUGCGCCUUGCUCAACUCAGGAGGGGGCGUGAUAGAUCCACAUACCACCCCUGGAGGUAGGCUAGCUCAUGGGCACGCGCCCAUCCACAACCCAGCCAGCCCCCGUAGUCUCAAAUCCGCGCCCGCCAGCCCCGCGGCUGCCUCGCCCUCCCUCUCCCCGGGAAAGGAGGCGGAGCCCGGGCGGCGGCCAGGGGAGGAUCGUGGAGAAGCCCGAGAUGGCCGGCGCCGCCGACUCUGCCCGCAGCAGCAGCCACCGCCGCCUGGCCGAGGUGCAGCGCCGCGUCGCCCGGGUCCACCGCAGAGCAGACCCGGAGGAACAACUCCGCUUCUACGAAGGCUGGGCUCCGGAGUACGAAGAGGAUGUUGCGGUCUUGCAGUAUCAAGCCCCACAGCUGGCAGCCGCCUGUCUGGCCUCCAUUUUCCAGGGCCCCCUCCAAGAGGCUCUAGUGCUGGACGUGGCCUGUGGCACAGGGCUCGUAGCCCAGGAGCUUCAGGUAAAGGGCUUUCGCCACCUGCAUGGCCUGGAUGGCAGCCAGGCGAUGCUGGAACAUGCGCGUUGCAAAGGGCUGUACCAGGAUCUGAAGCGGUGCCUGCUGGGCCAGGAGGCCUUACCAGCUGCUGAAGGCUGCUACGAUGCCGUUCUGAUUGUGGGUGCUCUCAGCGAAGGACAGGUGCCCACCAGCGUUGUUCCCGAGUUGCUCCGUGUCACCAAAGCAGGAGGCUACGUGUGCCUGACCACCCGGAGCAACCUGAGCAACUUGGAGUACAAAGCCAAAUUGCACCAGGUGCUAGACCAACUGGAAGAACAAGGACUGUGGCGAAAAGUCACGGAGCAAGACGUUGAGAAAUGGGAAAGGGCGACCUCAGAGCAGGAGUCUGCACAGGGUUUGGACUAUAUCUCUGGGGUGGUAUACCUUUAUCAAAAGAACCCAGUCCCUGUUCUGUGAGAAAAUAGGUCAUUCCUCUGUCGGCUGGGAGAUGUUGCUGUCCAACAUGUGAAGCAUUAAUAAACCAGGCUGGGCCUUCACAU
Messenger RNA from Rhineura floridana, 1345 nucleotides. It is a transcript of the gene METTL27, whose product is annotated as methyltransferase like 27. The transcript is spliced from 6 exons. Gene Ontology annotation, molecular function: S-adenosylmethionine-dependent methyltransferase activity. The record is from RefSeq and is a predicted model, not a curated record. Bases 384 to 1262 code for a protein of 292 amino acids. NCBI's taxonomy places the organism in Eukaryota, Metazoa, Chordata, Lepidosauria, Squamata, Rhineuridae.